ACCACAAGUUAUCCAGACUAGUGGAAUAUCAGAGAAUGACAGGAUCAUUUAUACAGAACAUUGCACACCUAAAAUUUACCAUGUGAUUGAAGAGGAUAAUUUUACCAUUUUGUGUGAAAUCAAGUCUCUUCUUCCAAUCAGAUCUCUUAGGUGGCAGAAAGAUGGGAAGGAUAUUAAUUUACAUAUUGACAAAUACAUAGAUUCUAAGACAUCCCUAACAAUAAAAAAUAUUUCUGAUGAUGAUACAGGAACUUACGAAUGCUUUAUUACCAACUGUUUUGGACUUGGUAACACAACUGUGGACAGAUGUGUUAGUUAUUUAUCUGCCUUACACAGAUGGAUGACAUGGGUGCAGGCAUUACAUCAUUUCAAUGCAUGUAGAAUGGAAGAACAGAAUAAAAUCAAUGUAAUUGUUUACAAAUUACCAGUACCAGAAGAGCAUAAAAUUGAAAAAAAACUAAAAGGUGAUAAAGUUACAAUGAAGCCAUCAUUAAAUGACAACCCAUAUAAUGUAGUAUGGUAUUAUAGAACUGAAGACAUAUUAAGAGCUGUAGACCUAGAUAAAAACGAAGACAUAAAUGAUGAAGCUGCUAAACCAUACUUAUUGGGUGACACUAAAGAUGGAGCUGUCAAAAGAGAUCUACAUGGAAAUACAAAUGAUGGAGCUGUCAAACGUGAUCUACAUGAUGACAAAAAUGGUGAAGCUGUCAAAAGUGAUCUAUUUUGUGACACAAGUGGUGGAGCUGUCACAAGUGAUCUACAUGAUGACACAAAAGGUGAAGCUGUCAAAAGUGAUCGUGAUGUACAUGAUGACACAAAAAGUGAAGCUGUCAAAAGUGAUUCACAUUUUGACACAAAUGCUGAAGCUGUCAAAAGUGAUAUAUUUUGUGACACAAGAGGUGGAGCUGUCAACAGUGAUCUACAUGAUGACACAAAAGGUGAAGCUGUCAAAAGUUAUCUAUUUUGUGACACAAGUAGUGGAGCUGUCAAAUCCAAUUUAUAUGGUGACCAUGGUGACACAAAUGGUGGGACUGUAAAAUCAGAUCUUCAUGGUCAUAAAUAUGAAGGAGGAACCUGUAAUAAACCACCAUUAACUUUCAAGACAGCUGUAUCAGAUAAUGGGCUGUAUGUUUGCUUUGUAGUUACUGCAAAGAGAAAAAUUGUUAGUUGUGGAUGGAAAUUGAAAGUUAUUCCACAAGAGAGGACAUUUAAAGAGGUGUUACAGCAUAGAAAGGAUAAAACUUAUGUCAAAACAUCUACUGUGGAUAAGGCUGUGGAGUGUAUAAAGAAUAAUGGCUUUGUAGUUAUUGUUGGUAGGAAAGGCACAGGGAAAUCUAAAAUGCGUUUACAGCUUGAAUCUGUUUUUGAAGAAAAAGAUUAUCUUCCUUUUGAAGUUCCUAAAAAUAUGAAUGAGAGAGAAAUUGCUGAUCUUAAAUCAACAAAAAUCAUAUUUUUUUUAGAUGAAUUAGAUUAUAGCCCUAAAAGUCUUGACAGAAGACUUGAAGUGUCUGUUAAAAGGAAAGCGAAGGUAAUUGAUACAUGUAGACAUGAAGAUUCAGAUAACAGUCUUCAGCAGAGACUAGGUUUGUUACCAGACAUAUCAGGUACUAGCAAGGCAAAGGGAAUAUUUAUAUGUAGUCAUGAAAAUCUGCCUACUGUUAAAGAAGCUUUACAAAAGAAGAAAAUAUACAGUGAUAAAGCAAUGGUAGACUUGGACAAAAAGGCUAAUAUUAUGACAUUAGAAGAAAAAAGGGAGAUUCUUGAAAAAAUAAGUAAAUCAAUGUCUGCUGAACUUGAUGUGGAUUUAGUCAAUAAAAUCAUCAAAAUAGAACCUUUUUUAGGAUUUCCCCUUGUGGUAAAAAAGUUCUGUUCGAAAAAGAAACAUUACUUACAAAAAGAAGAGAAAUACUUUAUCAAUCCACCCAAAUUCCUUAGAAGGGAAAUUGCAGAUUUGUAUAAAACAUCCGUGGAAUCCAAGAAAACAGAUUUAAUGAAUAAAUAUUGUGUUCUUGCCUACAUUGCAACAGAUAAAAGACAUUGUAUAGAUUUGUCUACCGGUAACACUAAUGUCAAAAAGUUUCAGGAGUUGAUGACAAUAAUUUAUCAUACAUCAACAGAAAGCCCACUCGAGGAUAUAGUUGACCAUGCUGACAGUCUUGUUUGGAAAUAUUUGGUGAAUUCAGACGAUCAUACUUACAAAUUUAUUCAUCCAAUAGUAUCAAAAGCAGUUUUUUUAUCAUCACAACACUUCAUUCAACCUUUAAUUCAAGAAGGCGAAAUAGAGGACAUUAUAGAAUUAAUCAGAGGUGUUAAGUAUGAGCAUUCAGUGGGUGAAUUAGUACUGAAGUUGGAAGAGAAAGAGCUAUACAACAUUUUAUGUGAAAGGUUUACCUCUGUAUUGAUAGAAAAACCAGAUUUGGAUGAAAAGAUUGGUGAUUAUAUUUAUCAUCACUUCGUAAAAAUUCUUGAUGAGAAUUUUAUUAUGAUUCUAUUUCACAAUUUGGAAAAACAUUUUUCAUUUGAAGUCAAAAAGCAGAAUGAAAUUUUGGAGAAAUCGAAAAAGAAAGUUAUGAAAGAGGUAAUUGAAGGAGAAGCUGAUGCAAAUGUUAAUCAGAUGCCCUUGGGCAAAAAAGAUAGUAGCAAAACUGAGAAUAGUUAUUACUCACCUUCAACAAUGAUAACAUUGAUUAAGCAUUUAACAAGAACAAGUAGAGAUUUGUGGAUUUAUUCUCACGUGGAAUAUACUGCACCAGAUUUUAUAAUCUUGUAUGGAUUGAUUAUGGCAUGUAAAAACAACCUUUGUAAAGGAAAUGAAGACCAGAAAAAUAUAUUUGAUUUUAUUCUUGCAUUAUUUAGUCACAGAUGUAAGAUUGAAGACUUUCAGGCUAAAUUGUGUACACCUUUGGACAUGUAUGGCAAUGUGUUCUUUCAUUUUCUUACACUGUUCUGUGAAGAUGAAUCGUAUUUGAUUUUAGAAAAAUUGUUGCUAUAUGUACCACACAAGAAAAUGUAUAAGGUUCAAAAUAUGUCACAGGAAACACCAAUGCAAAUGUCUGCAUUUCUUGGAAAGGCCAAAGUGUUUAAAGUAUUCCUCCAAAAAUCAAAAAUGAAAGGAAAGAAAAGGAAACAUCUUUUAAAGACAGCAGAAAUUGGAAUGACAUUAAGUCAUGGUUCUGGCAGUACAACAUCUGAAAUUAAAUCCUUUUUGAAUUUGGACAAAGAUUUCAGUCAAUUGGUGCUUAGAGGAAAAAAAGAAGAUUAUGCUAACAUUAUAAAAACACUAAAAAAUUAAAAAGUAAUUUCAAGAACUGAACAUACCUAGCUGUAUCUGCCAUCACAUGUCCUUAAUCACCAUCCAUAUUCACCUGUGCACUUGAUGGAAUCCUGUAUCGAAUCUCUACAGGAGUUGACAAUUAAUUCAAGGGCUAUUCUUUUUAUAAAAUGAAUUUUAUCAGCAUACAAUCUAUAUAAAAAUCACUUUAGCUUGAUGUUUUAAAUUUUUUAAUCGGAUUGUUUUUAUCUUGUCAAACUUGAUUUCAAAAUUGACUAUUGGAUUGACCUUUCUUACUUUGUUUGUUUUUUUUAAAUACAAUUUAUAUAAUUGAAGUGAAGGGUUCCCUUAAUCAUAGUUAAAUUUUACGAGAGCGAGUAAAUUAAAAAAAAUAUUUAUCUGUGUACAUUCUACAUAAAAUUCUGUUUCGUUUGAUGUUUAAAAUUUGAGAUACGAUUUAGGUUCAGUUUCUUAAAAA
This is a messenger RNA of Mytilus californianus (California mussel), 3749 nucleotides long. RefSeq lists its product as uncharacterized. The record is from RefSeq and is a predicted model, not a curated record. The transcript has 3 exons. Bases 341 to 3292 code for a protein of 983 amino acids. Lineage: Eukaryota; Metazoa; Mollusca; Bivalvia; Mytilida; Mytilidae.